AAACUUACCAAGUAACCCAACUGUGUGUAUACUUCAGUCUAGGGUUCCAUCACACUCUUUCCUUCCCCAAAAUCCUUAAUCUGUCUUCAAUCAUCGCCAAUCAACUCUCGCUUGAAUGCUCCAACGUCGUAAAUGGCGGAAGAAGCUUCUCAAAUGGCGAAUUCGCCGAUGAUCAAGCCAAUAAACAAGAGUGUGGUACAUAAAAUUUGCGCGGGUCAAGUAAUUUUGGACCUUUCUUCUGCUGUGAAGGAGCUCGUUGAGAACAGCUUGGAUGCCGGCGCUAACAGCAUCGAGAUUUCUCUCAAGGAUUACGGCGAAGACUGGUUUCAAGUCAUCGACAAUGGUUGCGGCAUUGCUCCAAAUAAUUUCGAGGUUCUUGCCCUUAAGCAUCAUACGUCAAAAUUGGCAGAUUUUCCUGACCUUCAAUCUCUUACCACAUUUGGCUUCAGAGGAGAAGCACUGAGUUCCCUUUGUGCCCUGGGGAGUUUGACAGUUGAAACUAGAACUAAAAAUGAGUCAGUUGCUACCCACUUGACAUUUGAUAACUCCGGCCAAUUAAUAGCUGAAAAGAAGACAGCACGGAAAGUUGGUACCACUGUAACUGUUAAGAAGUUGUUCUCAAAUUUGCCUGUGCGGAGCAAGGAAUUUAAACGUAACAUUCGUAAGGAAUAUGGGAAACUUUUAUCUUUGUUGAAUGCCUAUGCUAUCAUUGCAAAAGGAGUUCGACUUGUCUGCACAAAUAUGUCCGGGAAAAGUGCAAGAUCUAUGGUCCUGAAAACCCAAGGAAGUGGAUCACUUAAAGAUAACAUCGUAACCCUAUUUGGCAUGGGCACUUUUAUUUGUUUGGAGCCCCUGUGUAUCCCAAUGCCAGAGAACUGCAGAGUUGAGGGCUUUGUCUCUAAAGCAGGUAAUGGCAGUGGACGAAAUACGGGUGACAGGCAAUUCUUUUAUGUAAAUGGUCGACCUGUUGAUAUGCCAAAAGUUAGUAAGCUUGUGAAUGAGCUGUAUAAAGGUGCAAAUUCACGACAAUAUCCGGUUGCAAUCCUGAACUUCAUUUUUCCAAUUAUGGCUUAUGAUGUGAAUGUGACACCAGACAAAAGGAAGAUAUUUUUCUCGGAUGAAGGAUCUAUCCUAAAAUGUUUGAGAGAAGCUCUGGGGAUGAUCUAUUCAGCCAGUUCUGUCACUUAUAAUGUUAUGAAUAUAGAUGUACCUGAUGAAAAGAAUGAGAAGUCACCUGCAUGUCCUGUGGGGUUGCAGCUGGCCUCUGAGCAGACAACUCGAAAAAGAUCUGAAGCUGAAGAAGUAUGUGAUAAGAAGCAAGUUUCUGGAGAUAGCAUGAGUACAGAAUCUAUUGGGAUAGACAACCAUCUUUCAUCUUUUGGUCUCCACAACAAUGUUCAAACGUCAAAAAACAGGGACUUUAGUCUUAAGGUCCACAGUAUAAAGAAGGAUUAUAGUUAUUCACCCGGAUAUAAUGAGAAAAAAGCAAAUAUUGGUAUUGAUCAACAAUGCCUAAAAGCGGCAGAAAGGGACGUCACAAUCAAUAGUAAUUUGACUACUAGGUCGGGUUCUACUCAAUCCUCACUUACCAAGUUUGUUACUCUGCAGAAGCGGAAAUAUGAAAAUAUGUCUAUACCCUUAUCUGAAGCUCCUAUCUUGAGAACUGAAUCUGGUCAAUGUAACCGAGAAAGCAAUGAUUGUGAAUUGCAAUUUGUUGCUGCAAGCUCAGCCACUAAAUUUCAUCAUGUUCACGAUUCUUCUGGGAUUUAUGCGCAUCAGUCAUCCAAGCAUUCUAAAGCUGCUGCAGGUCUGUGUAAAGCAACUAGUCCAGUUCCAAAUGAUGGUGAUGCGUGCAUGGAAGUGUUAACAGAGGACAUCAUGCUUCAAAAGGAAAGAGUGCCUCCUGCAGAAGCGGUUAUACCAAGUGGUUCAGGGAGAGCAAACUCGGAAAGUAUACUAGAAGAUGAAUCACACAGAGCUCUACCAUUACAAGAUAACCCCCCUCCUCCAUCUGCUCCAAAGGCCUCUUCUACUUUGGAAUUUGAUAUGAAAGAACUCAUGAUAAGGAGGAAGCAAAAAUUAUCGACAUUUAGGAGGACAAAAACAAAAAGGUGCUAUGCUGCUGCGACACUUGAACUUUCACAAGCGGACAAUGAAGAGUGGAAAUCUAGGGCUCUUGCUGCUGCCACCACUGAACUAGAAAGGCUUUUCAGGAAAAGGGACUUCAAUAGGAUGAAGGUGAUUGGGCAAUUCAAUCUGGGCUUUAUAAUUGGGAAGCUAGACGAAGACUUAUUUAUUGUGGAUCAGCAUGCAGCUGAUGAGAAAUAUAAUUUUGAGCGCCUUUCAGAAGUAACGGUCAUGAACCAGCAGCCAUUACUGCGGCCCAUUAGGAUGGAACUGUCCCCAGAGGAGGAAAUAGUUGCCUCAAUGCAUAUGGAUAUAAUUAGGAAAAAUGGAUUUUCCUUGGAAGAGGAUCUAGAUGCAUCUCCAGGCAAUCGUUUUAAGUUAAAAUCUGUGCCCUUCAGUAAAAAUGUAACAUUUGGAGUUGAAGACGUGAAAGAGCUCAUUUCUACUCUUUCGGAUGGUCAAGGAGAAUGCUCGAUUAUGAGUACUUAUAAGCUGGAUACCUCUGAUUCAGUUUGCCCCACGAGAGUACGUGCUAUGCUAGCAUCACGUGCCUGCAGGUCGUCCAUUAUGAUUGGUGAUGCACUUGGAAGGAAUGAAAUGCAGAAGAUACUCGAGCACUUGGCUGAACUGAAAUCUCCAUGGAACUGCCCGCAUGGAAGACCGACUAUGCGCCACUUGGUUAACUUGGCUGUAAUCCGUGAGAGAGAAAAUUAUCCAGAGAUUAUUACUUUGUGAUGAACAUUGGUAGUUUUGAUAUUUCCCCGCCAAUGUGAUUUAAUUUUGCAACUUAGUUACUCUGUACAGUAUGUAGAGACACUGGAUUUUUUACCCUAAAGGGUCCAGAGACUGGACUUGAAUUAAAAUGCAUAGAUAUUCUCAUUUGCUAAA
Beta vulgaris subsp. vulgaris (sugar beet) is the source of this 3015-nucleotide messenger RNA. RefSeq names its product DNA mismatch repair protein PMS1. The transcript has 11 exons. Bases 133 to 2862 code for a protein of 909 amino acids. The record is from RefSeq and is a predicted model, not a curated record. Lineage: Eukaryota; Viridiplantae; Streptophyta; Magnoliopsida; Caryophyllales; Amaranthaceae. Gene Ontology annotation, cellular component: MutLalpha complex. Gene Ontology annotation, biological process: mismatch repair. Gene Ontology annotation, molecular function: ATP binding; ATP hydrolysis activity; mismatched DNA binding.